CUACAAGCUGUCCUGUUGCCGCAGUACCGUUCGAGGGUUCCGAGGUCGUAGUCGAAGUAACACCAACAAAACAAAAACCCGCUCUGUACUGCAUAAAUGUAGUGAGAAACUAUCUCCAUUUGACAGAGAAAGAAUGACGACUUGACAGAGAAGGAGAAAUGGAGCAGUUCUUCUCACUUAGUCAUGGUGAUCUGCAGUAGUUAUGGACCCCACCACGUCCUCCACUUACGUUUAUGGCAGGUCUGCUGCCAAUGACCACUUGGAAGACUGGGAUCUCCUCCCUUCUGUAUCUGCUGGUUCUCUGAGCCAAGAGGUGUGCAGUGAGGAUCAGGGGACAGAGGAAAAAAGUAAAUUUAAAUCCAGGUUGGUCUCAGCAUGGAACAGCGUCAAAUACGGCUGGUCCUUGAAGCAGAAAUCAAAAUUUAACAAGAGCUCCCCACUUUUCAUGCUGGGGAAGACGUACAACCUCAAAGAUGAUGGAGACAAAGAGCGUUUCCGUCGCUCCUUUGCAUCCUUCCUGUGGUUGACGUACAGACGGGGCUUCCCUCAGCUGCCUGGCUCCUCUCUGACCACCGACAGUGGUUGGGGGUGUGUUCUGCGUACGGGCCAGAUGCUGCUGGCACAAGGCCUGCUCAUACACCUGAUGCCACCAGGUUGGACUUGGUCUUUGAGAUACUGUGCCGUCAAAGACGACUUGGACCUGCUUCAACCUGCAGAUAGCGCCGAGUGUGGAUGGAUGGCAGAAGAAGGGAGAAAUAGGAGGGGGCGAAAAGUGAGCGUUGGUUCCCUCCUGGACAGACCCACAGAGGGCACCCACAGAAGGGUGGUGUCCUGGUUUGCAGACCACCCCGCAGCCCCAUUUGGCAUACACAACCUGGUAGAGUUGGGUAAAAGCUCAGGGAAGAAGGCCGGCGACUGGUACGGUCCUUCCAUUGUGGCACAUAUCCUGAAGAAAGCUGUGACGUCUUCGGUGGACCUCCCCAAUCUAGUUGUUUAUGUUGCACAGGACUGCACUGUCUACCUACAGGAUGUAAGGGGGUUGUGUGAACGGCCCCAUCCUCACGGCUGGAAGUCUGUCAUCGUCCUGGUUCCUGUACGGCUCGGAGGACAAGAACUCAAUCCCUCCUACAUUGCCUGCAUCAAAAAACUUUUGAUGCUGCAGUCCUGCAUUGGGAUCAUUGGUGGCAAACCAAAGCACUCUUUGUUCUUUGUUGGCUUCCAGGAUGACCAUCUGCUGUACUUAGACCCUCAUUACUGUCAGCCUACAGUGAACAUAAGAAAGGACAACUUUGCUUUAGAGUUGUUUCACUGUAAAUAUCCAAGGAAAAUGCCCAUUUCACGCAUGGACCCCAGCUGUACCAUAGGUUUUUAUGCACAAGGACAAAAUGAGUUUGAGUGCAUGUGCGCAGUUGUAAAUGAGGCUGUGUCCACAUCUGCAGAGACGUACCCCAUGUUUAUAUUUUCCGAGGAGAAACGUCGGGAUGUGGAGGAGGAAAGCAUCCCACGCACAAACAGCAUCACUUACAUCCAGAGAAAUAAUGAAGUGAAUGAUGAAGACAGCAACAGCGUAGAUGAGUUUGUUCUUAUAUGAACAGUGAAAGGACAAAAUCUGCUAUGUUCAUGUGAAAUGUAAAGCUGAGGAACAAAUGAAUUCACAAACUGCUCUGUGCAACAAGCUCCAGGACGCAGGCAGGGACACACAGGGAUACAGUCAUUACUGCUGUAUUUUUAUUCAUGUUUUGAACUCUCAGGAACAAAAAAUGUUCUUGUCAUUUCACUCUGAGGUUAAUGUUGUACCAUGAACAAACUAAAGAGAACUGUUACUGUGCAAUAUCUGUGUUUUAUGGUCAGGUGGCCAGAUAAGCUGCUCUUUAUAUGGACUGGAAAAGUGGAUUCCUAAAUUCUGAUUCAGAUGUGUUUAAGUGUAAAGAAGUUAAUAAAACAUGCUCUAUA
Messenger RNA from Girardinichthys multiradiatus, 1953 nucleotides. Its product is annotated as cysteine protease atg4da-like. The transcript has 11 exons. The record is from RefSeq and is a predicted model, not a curated record. Gene Ontology annotation, molecular function: protein-phosphatidylethanolamide deconjugating activity. Lineage: Eukaryota; Metazoa; Chordata; Actinopteri; Cyprinodontiformes; Goodeidae. Bases 203 to 1591 code for a protein of 462 amino acids.